CAUUUUUUAAAAUCAACAUGGACGGUCGAACCGAGCAAGAAGAACAUGCAGAGCAAAUUUUUGCGGAUUUACAAAAUAUAUCAAUAACACCAUUUCAAGGAUGGGAUGCGACUGGUUCUCUUGAAGGUGAUUACGAUGACGUACAGAUGGAGACUGGUAUAUCUGACAUCAAACAAUCAUCUGCAUCAAGGGGAGGGUCAGCAGAACGCCCCCAGUCUGCCACUGCUGGGACGUCCAGCAGGGAAUCGCCGCUAAAAGACAUCUCACAAGACUGGGGCUCACUACUCAACCUGGCAGAACCAGAACUCACAGUUCAGUAUCUAACAGGCAAGAUUUCCUUCCAGGAGUUCAGCGAGCGGAUGGACCGGGAGAGUUCUGAGUGUGUGGCAGAGGAGACGGAAUCGCUGCUGCCCAAGACAGACAUCGUGGAGCUGUCGAAGCGUGUCAAGGUGCAGCUUGACGAUGAUGAUGAUGACGAUGACGAUGAUCAGGAGGAUUUCAGUGAUGGGCUUGAUGCGAAAGACCAGGACUGGCAGCCAUCACCGAGAAAGAAAAAAAGUAAAAAGGCAGCUAAAGAACAAAAAGCAAGGAAAAAGAGAAGAAGAAAAACGGAUCUACCAAAAAGUUUGGAAGGGUUGAUGGGUGAAGCUAAUUUGAAACUGGCUCGGGGAGAUUACGAAGAGGCUGCUAAAAUGUGUUUGGAAAUCAUUCGUCUGGCACCCAAUGCGUACCUGCCGUUUCAGACUCUCGGUAUGUUAUACGAGGAGAUGGAUAAUGUGGAGAAAGCCAUGCAGUUCUACCUGAUAGCAACUCACCUGCGACCCGAUGAGCCGGAGGAAUGGAUUCGCUUGGCUGACAUGUCUCUGGAACAGGGCAAUAUUAAACAAGCUCUCACGUGCUAUACACAAGCUAUCAAGGCCGACCCUAACAACAUGGAGUAUGUGUGGCAGAAGUGCAGCCUGCAUGAACAGCUGGGCGAACACCGCAAGGCGCUGGAUGGCUACCAACACAUCCUCAAGAUCCUCCCCCCCGACAGUGGCUCUCACUACAUGCAGCUCGCCAGGAGCAUGACCAAGGCAUACCAUGAAAUGGGGGACAUCAGUUCAGCCAUGAAGACAAUGGAGAACGCCCUUGAUACUCAUCUAGCAGAAAUCACGUCAGAAGAUGUGAAUGUGUUGCUGGAACUUCUGCUGUCACAGAAGAUUUACAUCAAGUCAUUGAAGGUGCUGAUAAGACACUGCGGUGUGGAGAUUAUUUUUGCUGAUGGGUCCAAACUGUCGGCAGACUGCGAGAUUAAUGCUGAUGACUUGGAGCUAAUCGGUCCGAAAGCUCAACAAUGUGUGACCCCUGACCUCUUGCCCAUUGAUCUUCUUGUAAAGCUAAUUGUGUGUCUCAUACACACUGGAAUUCUUAAACCCAUUCAGGACACGUUGAAGUCUCUGUUUGAGGAGGACAUUGAUGAGUUUGGUGACCUCUACCUGGACGUGGCCGAGGCCUUCAUGGACAGGGGACACUACUCUGAAGCGGAACCCAUCAUCAGGAAGCUCGUCUUGUCCAAGUCGUACAACAAGGCGGCUGUGUGGCUGCGACUGGGCGAGUGUCUGAACUCGAUGGGUGACCUGCACGGAGCAGUGGCAGCCUACACACAGGUUGUGGAGAAAGCGCCAUCUCACUUCGGGGGGCGCGUCUCUCUGUCAGCUUUACAACAGCAGCUCGGCAAACACGAGGAGGCGAUACAGGUGCUGUCUCGAGAGGGUGGGCAGGAGGGUGAGAUGUCUGACCAGGACCAGCUGUUGCUGCUCCACAAGUGUCACCUGCUGUUCUCCCAGGACAAGCUGGCCGAGUUCAUCCACUCCAGCAAGAUGCUGCUCUUCAACCGCUUCAGUCACGUCUACAACCCCUCCUUCAUGAGAAUUGUGUUCACGUAUCGGACUCACAAACAUCGAGCUGAUGCUUUGAGAGUUUUCCUCAACAGAGAUACAAACCUCUCAGGAAUGGAGAAGCCAACAUCCUUCCAGUCCAGUCUGAGUGAUGCGGAUAAAAGUGUUAAAGAUAACGACCUGUGGGACAUCUACGUCAAACUGUGUGACGCGCUGCUGAAACUGAAUCAGCUGGACGAGCUGAUGGAGAUCACCACACUCGGACUCGCCUGUCCACAGUUCAUGAACGACCAGGACAAAAUCAAGGAAAGUGAGUUCAUCUGUCUGACAGCCUGUGUUCUUAACAAAAAUGGACAGUUUGCAUAUAACUUCAUCAGAGAUAUAUGUAUGAAGUAUCCACACAACAAACAGGCAUGGAACCUGUUUUCUCAGAUUAUCAUUUACACAACAGACAUACGGAAUCGCAAGUUUGCUCUUGGUCUCCUUAUGAAGGAUCCUGACAACAGAGCGCUUGGUAUAAUUAACGGACACAACAGUUUGAUUUGUGGAACGUACAAACAUGCACUGGGAGAGUACGUAGCCGUCCUGCGCCACACGCCGAGAGAUCCGCUCGUCAACUUCUGUAUCGGGCUAUGUUUCAUACACAUGGCCUGUCAGAAGUUUUCCAGCAAGAAACACGCCCUGGUGAUGCAGGGUUUGGCAUUCUUGAACAUUUACAUGGAGCUGAGAGGAGAAAACCAGGAAACAUAUUACAACAUUGGUCGAGCAUUGCAUCAGUUAGGUCUAAAAUACGCUGCUGUGUUCUACUAUAAGAAAGCUCUUCAGUUCCCACCAGUUAUUCACGAUGAUCAGGGCGUGUUCGACCUGCGGAUGGAGAUCGCACACAAUCUCUCCAUCAUCUACCAAGCCAGCGGAGCCACGGACCUCGCUCGCAUGCUCGUCGAGCAGUACUGUGUCUUGUGAGGAAACCCAGAAUGAUGGCUUUCAUCACCAACAUGUGACGUUUGUGUUUUUGCUGGUUGUUUGGAUGACGUACAGUCUGUUGCAGCAGAAAAUGUGAUCACCUUGUUACCAGCUGAAGACCACACCUCCUAUUGUUUGAUCUGGCUUCCAAUAGAUGACCAGUCGCACAGUGGACCGCAAACCAAUCCAUAAUGAUGCCGGCUGUACAAGUAGUUAGUCAAGAUGACAUGAAAUGGAUAUCCAUCAGUGUCAAAUUGUUUCCAGCUGGGAAGAAUUCAUUAGGCUAGGAUCCGAGCACCUCAUUCAGUGGACAUCUUGUGUCCUAAUCCUGCCUGCUCGUUAGCGUGUGUUGGAGGCGGCUCUUUCUGGCAGGCUGCUGCUGUCAUGAUUGCUGAUUAGCGGUGUUUGGGAAAAUAUUUACAGAACUCCAAGCUUAGGGUUUUUUCACCAUCUAAUUUCGCCAAAUAGUCCUCUUCAAAUAAAACUAAUGACAUAUGGAUUAGGCAGAAACGGAGAGUGGAUGUCAUUCUUUAUUAAUGAUUGGAUAGAGAAUGCAGUAAAACUUAGAAUUUCUUUGGUUGACCUUGCACUUAAUUAUAAAGAAAUAAAGUAUAAUGCAGGAUUUGUGCAGUAUAUUCAGGGGUAUUAUUAAGACCAUGUUAAGUUUCAGUUCACGACAUUGAACCAGCAUCCUUCUGUUUAACUUUAUUACACCAAUCAUGAUGACAUGUUUGAGUGACCAUCUUUACAUGUCAUCUCUUUACCAUUAUUAGGUCUUUUGGCACUUUAAUUAUUUAACGCUAUUAAAUUCAUCUGUAUUAUUAAAUCAGGAUAUAUUGGAACCAACAGAACUUUUAGCUGUUUUACCAUUAUUAAAGUCAUACUAAUCAUUCAGUCAGAACAUAUUUGAACCAUCUGCAGUUGAACUCUUACCAUUAUUAAAGUUAUACUAAUCAUUCAGUCAGAACAUAUUUGAACCAUCUGCAGUUGAACACUUACCAUUAUUAAAGUUAUACUAAUCAUUCAGUCAGAACAUAUUUGAACCAUCUGCAGUUGAACUCUUACCAUUAUUAAAGUCAUACUAAUCAUUCAGUCAGAACAUAUUUGAACCAUCUGCAGUUGAACUCUUUUACCAUUAUCAACAUCAUCCUAAGCAUCAUCAGUUCGGGACAAUUUCGAGCCCUCCUAUUUGUGAAGUUUGAGUGAUUACCAUCAUGAAACUAGUGCAGCCAGUGAGUGAGAGCAACCUAACCAACAUGAGCUCCCUCCCCGACCUGACUCUAGUCAGCCUGCUGACCGCGGUGACCCCGACUGGCCUGGACAACUCGUCCGUGACGAUGCCCCCCGGCCACCUCAGCCGCACGUCAGUCAACGCGCUGAUGUACAUUGUGGUGGUGCUCUUCUUCUACUCGUUCAGUCUGGUCGUGCUCAUGGUGAAGUACGUGCGGCGCGAGAAGGAGGAGGCCGACCUCAGACACUACUAUUACGAGUUCGUGUCCCGCGACCGGUUCCACUCGCCGUCCUUCCAGAACAAGGUCUACAUGGAAAGCGUGCUGGGGACGCAGACAGACAAGUUGUGCAAACCGGGGCCAGAAAUAAAUGGAAACACCAUCGUCUGUGAUGGGGCCUUGUUGCAGGAUGAGGCGGUGGUCGUCAAACUGUUGCCAAACAGGCACGAGACGCUCGUUUGAUGAAGGGAUGAGCUAUUUGAAAGGGUGUGAUCUGGACAUUAAAUUAAAAUGUAUAAAUGGGUUUGAAAAUUAUAAAUGAAAAUGUUGUAUUUGAAAAGAGCAAAGUGUUGUGUUCGAAAACGUUCAGGUUCUUGAAAUAGGAAAAGCAUCGUGUGGAAACAGACAUCAGCAACAGACUGUCAAUGAAAGUUGGCUUCAAUGUCGACAGAUUGAUAAGUUUAAUUUUGUACUGGAAGAUGAAGGCAGAUGAUGUUAUGUUUUAGAAAUGGAAAUAUCAGAUCCAUUGCUCUUAACCUCAUAGUUUCAAGCCAGAAAAACUCUCUUUUUAAAUAUUAUUUACCAAAUGUAUACAGCAAACCCAUGAAAAAGGUCUGAAUUAGAAAUAAUGUUUUACAGUUGUGAUUGGCUAAGUGUGCAAUAUUAAAUACAAUUAUUUUUGUAACUAUGGCUUUGCAGAUCAGGCUUCAUUUGCCUUAGAAUUUGCUAAAAUCAAGAAAGUCUAUGCUCUGUUAGAUGGAAAUGAAUGUAUAAACCAUCUGCUCUCUCCAUGCUAUUAAAUAGAAUUUGAUGUGGGAAAUGUUUAGCUUAUAGUUUAUAUUCUAAUUUAAAAAAAAAAAAAAAAAAAGGUAUUUUUUUUAAAUACUCCCAUAAAAUAAUUGCAAAUUCUGAUUGCACAUCGACUUACUAAGAGAUAAAGAUGGAUAUAAAUUAUUCAUCAGGAGUAUUGUUCAGGGUCAGCAUUUUACAACUUUUUCUUUUCAUAAAAUGACGCGGACCACUUUUCAAGAUUCCGGCCAAAUUUGUCAAUCAUAUUUCAUUGUGUGUAAGUAAAUACUACUGAGUAUGUUGUUCACAGUUGUAGACUGGUACUGGUCUACAGACUGUGGUUGAGACAAACAGGUCUAAACAUCUAGACAACUAAGAAAAACAUCCUGUUAACAAACUCAUUAAAUAUUUGUACAACAGGUGAA
This is a messenger RNA of Gigantopelta aegis, 5505 nucleotides long. Its product is annotated as general transcription factor 3C polypeptide 3-like. Gene Ontology annotation, biological process: transcription by RNA polymerase III. Gene Ontology annotation, cellular component: transcription factor TFIIIC complex. Gene Ontology annotation, molecular function: protein binding. Lineage: Eukaryota; Metazoa; Mollusca; Gastropoda; Neomphalida; Peltospiridae. Bases 18 to 2843 code for a protein of 941 amino acids. The transcript has 26 exons. The record is from RefSeq and is a predicted model, not a curated record.